This is a messenger RNA of Poeciliopsis prolifica (blackstripe livebearer), 4848 nucleotides long. RefSeq names its product ArfGAP with SH3 domain, ankyrin repeat and PH domain 2a (gene asap2a). Gene Ontology annotation, molecular function: GTPase activator activity; protein binding. Gene Ontology annotation, cellular component: cytoplasm. The coding region runs from base 288 to 3314 and encodes 1008 amino acids. Gene Ontology annotation, biological process: positive regulation of GTPase activity. The transcript is spliced from 28 exons. The record is from RefSeq and is a predicted model, not a curated record. NCBI's taxonomy places the organism in Eukaryota, Metazoa, Chordata, Actinopteri, Cyprinodontiformes, Poeciliidae.
UCGCCAGCUUGUUGUUCGACGGAUCCCGGCGGAGGAGGGAGAAGUUCGCUCAGCCAGUCCGGAUAUCUGGUCGCUUUUCUUCCCCUGCGGGCUCCCAGGAUGAGCCGGUGACCCGGAUGGGGAGCGAGUAGCCUGCUGGUCGCCUGGCCUGUCACCCGGCGGCGCGGAGCUCCAACAGCGGGGAAGGACGUGGAUGAGCCCGGAGAUGGUUCGCUUCCCGCGGGACCUUCACUGCUGCUGACGGCGCUUCCAAUCACAUUUCUUAGAAACCGAACUGUGGAUUAACGAUGCCGGACCAAAUAACAGUUUCAGAGUUUGUCGCGGAGACGAAUGAAGAUUAUAAAUCUCCCACCGCCUCUAUUUUCACCACCAGGAUGUCCCAGUGCAGGAACACCGUGGCUGCGCUGGAGGAGGCUCUGGAUGUGGACCGCAGCGUUCUCUACAAGAUGAAGAAGUCGGUGAAGGCCAUCUACACGUCCGGCCUGGCCCAUGUGGAGAACGAGGAGCAGUACACUCAGGCGCUGGAGAAGUUCGGGGAAAACUGUGUGUGCCACGACGAUCCCGACCUGGGCUCAGCCUUCCUCAAGUUCUCCGUCUUCACCAAGGAGCUGACGGCUCUCUUCAAAAACCUGUUCCAGAACAUGAACAACAUCAUCACGUUCCCCCUGGACAGCCUGCUGAAAGGAGACCUGAAGGGCGUCAAAGGGGAUCUGAAAAAGCCUUUUGACAAAUCCUGGAAGGACUACGAAACCAAAGUCAAAGGACAUUCUUUACUGAGAGGGACUAAAAUCGAGAAGGAGAAGAAAGAGCAUGCUCGGCAGCACGGCAUGAUCCGGACGGAGAUCAGCGGGGCGGAAAUAGCCGAGGAGAUGGAGAAGGAGCGGCGCUUCUUCCAGCUGCAGAUGUGCGAGUACCUCCUCAAAGUCAACGAGAUCAAGAUCAAGAAGGGGGUGGACCUGCUGCAGAACCUCAUCAAGUACUUCCAUGCACAGUGCAAUUUCUUCCAGGACGGCCUGAAAGCCGUGGAGAACCUGAAGCCAUCGAUAGAGAAACUGGCUACAGAUCUGCACACGAUCAAGCAGGCGCAGGAUGAGGAGAGGAAGCAGCUGACUCAGCUGAGAGACGUCCUGAAAACGGCUCUGCAGGUGGAGCAGAAGGAGGAUUCCCAGGUGCGGCAGAGCGCGACGUACAGCCUGCACCAGCCGCAGGGCAACAAGGAGCACGGCACCGAGCGCAGCGGCUUCCUGUUCAAGAAGAGCGACGGGUUGAGGAAAGUCUGGCAGAAAAGAAAAUGCACGGCUAAAAACGGCUACCUCACCAUCUCACACGGCACAGCUAACAGGCCGCCGGCGAAACUCAACCUGCUGACCUGCCAGGUGAAGCACAACCCUGAGGAGAAGAGGAGCUUCGACCUCAUUUCACAUGACCGAACGUAUCAUUUUCAAGCUGAGGACGAACAGGACUGUCAGAUCUGGAUCUCAGUUCUGCAGAACAGUAAGGAGGAGGCGUUAAACCAGGCGUUUAAAGGCGACCACCGUGUUGGCGAGAACAACAUCGUUCAGGAGCUGACGAAGGCCAUCCUGGGGGAAGUGAAGAGGAUGACGGGGAACGACGUGUGCUGCGACUGCGGAGCGCCCAAUCCGACGUGGUUGUCCACCAACCUGGGCGUCCUCACCUGUAUUGAAUGUUCAGGGAUCCACAGGGAACUCGGAGUCCACCACUCUCGGAUCCAGUCUCUCACUCUGGACGUCCUCAGCACCUCGGAGCUCUUGCUGGCCAAGAACGUGGGGAAUGCAGGCUUUAAUGAAAUCAUGGAAGCUUGUUUAAAUGCUGAAAAUGUGGUGAAACCAAACCCAGCGAGUGACAUGCAAACCAGGAAAGACUUCAUCAUGUCCAAAUACAUCGAGAAGCGUUUUGCCAGAAAGAAGGGCGCCGACGCGGCGGCGCGGCUCCACACGUUGUGCGAGGCGGUGAAGGCGAGGGACAUCUUCUCCCUCAUCCAGGUGUACGCCGAGGGGCUGGACCUCAUGGAGCCGAUACCGCUCGCCAACGGACAUGUAACGGCACAAAGCAUUUCAGGUUUUCUUCGCUUGUCCUCCAUGUUUCUAAUGGCGGUUUCUCUUCAGGAACAGGGAGAGACGGCGCUUCACUUGGCCGUCAGGCUGGUCGACAGAACGUCUCUUCACAUCGUCGACUUUCUCACUCAGAACAGUUUGAAUCUGGACAAGCAGACGGCCAAAGGCAGCACAGCGCUGCACUACUGCUGCCUGACUGAUAACAGUGAAUGUCUGAAGCUGCUGCUGAGAGGAAAAGCCUCCAUAGAUAUUGCGAACGAAGCCGGCGAGACGCCGCUGGAUAUUGCCCGGAGACUCAAACAUGCUCAGUGUGAGGAGCUGCUCAACCAAGCUCUGGCAGGAAAAUUCAACGCUCACGUCCACGUUGAGUACGAGUGGCGCCUGAAGCACGAGGACCUGGAUGAGAGCGAUGAGGAUCUGGAUGAGAAGCCGAGCCCCCAUCGGAGAGACGACCGUCCCGUCAGCUGUUAUGCCCCCAGCAGUAACUCCCACCUGCAGUCCGGUCUGGGGCCCACCGGCCGGGACGGAGCGGGCCUCAGCAAGGACAAGCACCGCCUCUUUAUGCCCAGCCUGGUGAACAACGAGACUUACGGAACCAUCCUGAACACCGGCGCCCCUCAGUCGGCCUCCACCUCUGCCCCUCCCCUGCCCCCAAGGAACCUGGCCCAAUCUGUGGGGGGAAUCGGUCAGUCUGCCACCUCCAGCACCUGGAAACCCGGUUCUUUAGACCUGGUCAGCCGGCAGCGGUCGUCCUCAGACCCUCCCAACAUGCAUCCUCCUGUUCCCCCAAUGAGGCUCACUUCUACUGGAGGUCUGGGUCCCGCCCCCAUAGCCAAGAUGGAAGCCAUGAGCAUCCAGUCCAAGUCGGGUCAAGGUCCGCUGGGGACCCGGUCAGUGCCACCUAAAUCCCCUGCUGGCAAUGAUAAAAGCUUCAGCCGAGGAUUCCUGAAUCAAAGUGAGUCUGUAGAACGAGCAGCUAAGGAAGUGCCAGGAUGCCCCCAGAACUCGGUGCCUCUGGCCUUCGUGUCAAGGAAAGCAUUUCCAAAGCAGAGACCAAAGCGGGUGAAGGCCAUCUACAACUGCAUAGCUGACAACCCAGACGAGCUGACGUUUUCCGAGGGCGAGGUGAUCGUGGUGGAUGGAGAGGAGGACCAGGAGUGGUGGCUGGGCCACAUUGAAGGAGAUCCAAUGAGAAGAGGCGCCUUUCCCGUCACAUUCGUCGUCUUCAUCGCCGACUGACGGACCGCUCGGGUCCUCUGGAGGCGUCACGAGAUGCUGCGUUAGUCGCCAGCCAUCCGUCUGAGGACCCAGGAGGUUCAGCCCCUCACUCAGAAUCUAAAGAAAACCAUGUUUUCCCUGAACAACCUUUGGCAAUAAACAACCUAUUUCCGUCACAAACCAUGUUUUAACAAAAUGAAGGUCACAUGAACAGUGUUUGUUUCAUCUCUAGAGCCGCAGUGUGCAGAGAAAUCGAUUUUCACACCUCCAAAUGUGAACUUAGACAAAUGCUUACAUUCCAUAGCUGCGCAUGUAGAUGCAGUGUUGGUAGAUCUUUAGUGACGCUCCUGUGUGGAGGAUUUUCCUACUGGUGCUAAAUUAACCUCCGAGUCUUCUCAAGCUGCAGCCAGCAGAGCUCCUCCUCUUCCUUCCUUCCUGACUUUUGUGAUGAAUUUAUGCUAAUGCAUCUCACGCACACACACCUGUUUUAGUUCCAUGUUGUGGUUUACCAUCGGCUUGGACUGGUAUGAGAUUCAUCGUCAAACAGCUUUUAUUUAAGCAGAAAAUGAUUAUUACAGUCAUAACUAUAUCUGUUCAAUGUAAGUGUGAAACAGAACCUUUCAAUUAUCACAUGCUAACACCGCCAUCGAUGGCUAGCUGGUCGGUGCAAAAACAAGCAGAGGAAGCAACAGAAAACUCACUCUGGUUUCAGUGGACAAGCUUUCUGUUUGCUUCUGUUACCUGCUGGUGGAAUGGCACCCGGCAAGAGACUUGUAUUGCCUAUAUUGCUAACAGCCACUGUUAGGUUAUUCUGUUGAUGGGCUACUAGCUCAGGUAGUAAACGCCCAAAUCCAGGUCUGUACCUUUAAUGGCCCAGAGCCAAAUCUGCGGCAGUAACCGCCCCAUUCCUUUAGAUCAGACGGCAACUUCUAGACAAGUUGGUUGUUGCGUUCUUGAUAAAUGAUGAAGGUCUUUGGUUCUCAUCUCAUAUGAAAAGAAUGAGACGUUUUGUUGGAGGUGAUGAGUCGUCUGUGCAGAAUGAGUUGCAAGUUAAAGAAUAGAUUUAAAGCUGUUGGAAAGUGAAGUAAAGUGGGAGAACUGUGGCCUUUAGGACACUGUAACAGGCUGCUUACUUUAGUCUGCUUCAAGCCUGAGACCCUCGACAACCAGCCAGGAAGGUCCUCACUGUUUGGGCUCAUGAGAUGUAGAUGUUUUGAAAAUACAGUGUAAUUAACUUCAUCGUAGUUGCAGAGCAACUUAUUGUUCAUAUUGUUGAUAUUUAAGCAUUUAACCUGAAAUCGGAGCCUUCCAUGGAUUUGUGAAUGACAAGAAGAGAAUCUGUCUCUUCGUUCACUGUAAGAACUCACUGGAAACAAGAUGUAAUCACCUAUUUAUGUAAAUACAUUUGAGUAUUUAUGAGAUCAGAGCGGUUAAUGUCUUUCAGCAAACUGCAGCCACAAGACAAACUGUCUGAUCACCACUAACAUGACUCCUGAUGUGCAAGGGAAUGGGAAAAGUUCAACUGGAAAAAUAAAUUAUGGAAUAAUGUCAUAAA